Eucalyptus grandis is the source of this 1262-nucleotide messenger RNA. RefSeq names its product ubiquitin-conjugating enzyme E2 34. The record is from RefSeq and is a predicted model, not a curated record. Bases 549 to 1262 code for a protein of 237 amino acids. The transcript has 10 exons. NCBI's taxonomy places the organism in Eukaryota, Viridiplantae, Streptophyta, Magnoliopsida, Myrtales, Myrtaceae.
UUUUUUUUUUUUCUUUUUCCCGAGUCGGCGGCUGUCUGUAGAUCGAUCUGUUCUGGUGGUCUUCCGAGGUCUGUGUCUCGAUGUGAGUCGUGGGCUGAUCUGAAUUUUGGGGCUUUGACUUUGGUUGGCGAGGGUUGUUGGUGGCGUUUGGGAAAAUUGUGUUUUUGAUGAUUUGAUUGAAUUGGAUCGAGUGAUUUGGUCAUUGGUUUUUGCUGCGAGAUUCGUUUCGGCGGAAUUCGGGAGUGCUGGAGCUGCUCGGCGGUGCUGCGUCAGGGCAAUUCGCCGGUUUCGUAUUGUGUUUAUCGAGCGGCUAGUAGUUCUGGUAGGGUGUUGUUGGGCGCUUCGUAAAUCACAAGUUUGCCCUGUUAAGGAGGUGGCGUGGCGUGGCAUGGCAUGGCAGUUUUUGAGGAAUUAGCAGAGAUUCGUGGCUUGCUUUGAGAGUGCAGUGGCAACAGGGGUCUGAUGGGUUCUGUGUGCUUAUAGUAUUUCCCCGUCAAAGAGAGAAAGGAGUCAUCAAUUUGUGUAAUUACCGGCAUUGAAGCUCUGAGAUGGCAGAGAAGGCAUGUAUUAAGCGUCUUCAGAAGGAAUAUAGAGCGCUCUGUAAAGAACCUGUUUCCAAUGUCAUAGCACGUCCUUCCCCUAACGAUAUUCUUGAAUGGCAUUACGUGUUGGAGGGAAGCUCGGGAACCCCCUUUGUAGGUGGAUAUUAUUAUGGCAAGAUCAAAUUCCCUCCAGAGUACCCAUAUAAGCCUCCAGGGAUCACCAUGAUCACUCCCAAUGGGCGUUUUAUGACUCAGAAGAAAAUAUGUCUAUCAAUGAGUGAUUUUCAUCCUGAAAGUUGGAACCCGAUGUGGUCAGUUUCAAGCAUACUCACUGGGCUUCUUUCAUUUAUGAUGGACAAUAGUCCUACGACUGGCAGUGUGAAUACCACAGCUGAGGAGAAGCAACGUCUGGCAAAAUCAUCUCUUGCUUUCAAUUGUAAGAACCAAACCUUCAGGAAGAUUUUCCCUGAAUAUGUCGAGAAAUAUAACGAACAGCAGCUCGCUGAGCAACAUGUCUCAGAGCAGGUCGCACCUGAGCACCCUAAAGAUGAUAAUACCGGCACAGAUAGAGAUGGCAACGCCACGGGAGCACAAGUGAAGAACUUGAAUACCCCGAAGGAGAUGAGAAGAAACAGGAAGCAAUCAUUCCCCACCUGGAUGAUGUUGCUGCUGAUUUCCAUUUUUGGUCUAGUAAUGGCGCUUCCCUUGCUUCAACUUUGA